AUGGCUGAUAACUCCAAAUUUAUUGACUACAUUGAUGAAGCUUUGGAAAAAUCAAAAGAAACGGAACUUUCUCGCUUGUUUUUUACCUAUCAGGGGAUUCCUUACCCAGUCACCAUGUGCACCGCAGAAACUUUCCAAGCCUUGGACACCUUUGAAGCCAGAAGUGAUGACAUAGUGCUAGCAUCUUAUCCAAAAUGUGGUUCAAAUUGGCUUCUCCAUAUUGUUAGUGAAUUAAUAAUUGCUGUUUCCAAAAAAAAGCAUGAACAUCCAGAAUUCCCAGUUCUUGAAUGUGGAGACCUAGAAAAAUACCAGAGAAUGAAAAAGUUUCCAUCGCCAAGGAUUUUGGCAACUCAUCUCCAUUAUGACAAAUUACCUAAGUCCAUUUUCAAGAAUAAUGCCAAGAUAUUGGUGUUAUUUCGAAACCCUAAAGAUACGGCAGUAUCUUUUUUCCAUUUCCACAAUGAUGUGCCUGAUAUUCCAAGCUAUAGCUCAUGGGAUGAAUUCUUCAGACAGUUCAUGGAAGGACAAGUUUCUUGGGGAAGCUAUUUUGAUUUUGCAAUGAAUUGGAACAAACAUAUUGAUGAUGCAAAUGUUAAAUUCAUAUUAUAUGAAGACCUGAAAGUGAAUUUGGCCUCUGGAGUAAAACAAAUUGCUGAGUUCUUUGACUUCUCUCUAACUGGGGAGCAGAUCGAAACUAUCUCAGCCCAGAGCACCUUCCAAGCAAUGCGAGCAAGGUCUCAGGAAACACAUGGUGCUGUUGGCCCAUUCCUGUUCCGCAAAGGUGAAAUUGGUGAUUGGAGAAAUUUGUUCAGUGAAACUCAGAACCAGGAAAUGGAUGAAAAAUUCAAAGAGUGCUUAGUAGGCACCUGUCUAGGAGCCAAGCUGAAGUAUGAUUCAUACUGCCAGACUUGAAUGUGGUCACAUCAGCAGACCCCGUAUUUCUUUUCCUUAAUAAUAAUUAAAUCAAAAUUAUGAUAAAUCAGUAAAGUGAUUAAGUAAUGAU
Chrysochloris asiatica (Cape golden mole) is the source of this 1003-nucleotide messenger RNA. It is a transcript of the gene SULT6B1, whose product is annotated as sulfotransferase family, cytosolic, 6B, member 1. The transcript has 7 exons. Gene Ontology annotation, biological process: sulfation. Gene Ontology annotation, cellular component: cytoplasm. Gene Ontology annotation, molecular function: sulfotransferase activity. The record is from RefSeq and is a predicted model, not a curated record. Bases 1 to 912 code for a protein of 303 amino acids. Lineage: Eukaryota; Metazoa; Chordata; Mammalia; Afrosoricida; Chrysochloridae.